UUUGAGCCCAGCUGAAUAAGUGUAGGGACAUAGACCGGGGGCCUACUAAGACGUCAUCAGGAGAAAGGCAGUUACAAUGAACGGAGAUUGAACCCCCAAAUACGCCUAUUCGAAAGAUUUUGCAAAAAACCCUCACUAGCGCCAUCACGCAGAAAAUUUUCGAAACGCCAUUUUUGGUAGGGAGCUGAGAGGAGUGGUGCGGCGCGCUGUCGCUGGUACCUGGCUUCUUGUGGUUUCUUUAAGCAGGCCACCGAGUCGCCAUGAACAGUCAGCAGCAGUACUGUCUGAAAUGGAACAACCACCAGACGAACCUGCAGCGGGUGUUCGCCCGCCUGCUGCGCAACGAGAUCUUCACCGACGUCACGCUCGCCUGCGAGGGCCACGCCCUGCAAGCGCACAAGCUGGUGCUAUCCGCCUGCAGUUCGUACUUUGAGCACCUAUUCACCAUGCACCCGGACAAGGCGCCUCUGGUCAUCCUCAAGGAUAUCAAAUAUGAGGACAUCAAAGCCAUCGUGGAGUUCAUGUACCAGGGCGAGAUCAAUAUAUCGCAGGAGCAGCUACCGUCACUGAUCCGCACUGCCGAGACGCUGAAGGUGAAGGGUCUGGCGGAAGUGAGCACGGGCUCGGAGGGCCAACAGGCGCCGGCUGCCCAAGGCCCUCCCGUGGCACCGCCGCCGCCGCCUCCGCCGCCGCCAGUCUCCAACGUGCCCCCGUCCAUCCCCAUGACGAUGGUGGCGCCGUCUAUGGUGGAGUCGCCCGAACUACUGAAGCAGGUGCGCCAGCGCGCCCUAGCCCCGCAGCCCAUGAUGUCCAUGAUGGGCGCUCCGAUGGCUAUGCAGAAGACUUGGGGCGGCCAGAUGCUGGAGACGAGGCCCAGCGCCGACUUCAACCCGGUCAUCUCGUGCGUGGCCGGCAAUGCGGGCCUCGACGACAGCGGCAGCGGCAGCGGCAACAGCCGCGACGCCAAGGAGAUGCCCGACGGCUUCGAGAACAUUCCCAAGUUGGAGGAGUUCAUGCUGACGUCGCCGACCAAGGACACGUUCUGGAAGCAGGACACCACCAAGUACGUUCUGCUGGCCAUCCGCGACCGCAAGAUCGACUUGAAGACGGGCGCCGAGCUGCUGGGCGUGUCGUAUAACACCAUAUACGGCCGAUACCGGGAGGCGCACGGUCUGCUGUCGGACGCGCCGAUGGCGUCGCCGGCGCGCGCCGCGCUCGCCGCCAGCGCCGGCUCGGUCUCCGGCGAGCUGAUGGGCACGCCUUGCACGCCCGGCAAGGGUGGACCGCGCGACUCCCGACUCGGCGGCCCCGCCCUCGACAAGGGUGCCGAGUUCGGCAACGUGAUUCAGAUGAACGACUACGUAAACAGCGGCGGCUCGCGGCCGUCCUUCUGGGAGCUGGACGCCACCAAGACGGUGAUGGAGGCCAUUCGCGACAAGUCCAUCGAGAUGAAACACGCGGCCGAGGUUCUGGGCGUCUCGUACGGCACCCUCUACGGCCGCUACCGCGAGAACUACGGUUAUCUCAAGGCCAAUUGGAAACAGAGCCGCCGUAUCGGCGCAGGGCAGCCUUUGGGAGGAGCCGCAGACCGUGGAGCUGCUGCGCCGCGUCAACCUCGGCGAGGUCUCCAUCAACGAGGCGGCCGAGAAGCUUGGCGUCGACUACUACGUCCUGCAGUACCAGCUCAACCUGAUGGACAUGCACGGCGCGAUCAACGCGACUGCCGGCGAUGAGGCGGCCGCUGCUGCCGCCGCUGCCGCCGCUGCCGCCGCUGCCGCCGCCGGCGCUGGCCA
Molecule: messenger RNA, 1793 nt
Organism: Pollicipes pollicipes
Lineage: Eukaryota; Metazoa; Arthropoda; Thecostraca; Pollicipedomorpha; Pollicipedidae
Exons: 8
Coding region: 261-1733 (490 amino acids)
Biological process (GO): regulation of transcription by RNA polymerase II
Cellular component (GO): nucleus
Molecular function (GO): protein binding
Source: RefSeq, a predicted model, not a curated record